This is a messenger RNA of Xenopus laevis (African clawed frog), 1604 nucleotides long. RefSeq names its product potassium channel, two pore domain subfamily K, member 7 L homeolog (gene kcnk7.L). Lineage: Eukaryota; Metazoa; Chordata; Amphibia; Anura; Pipidae. Gene Ontology annotation, molecular function: potassium ion leak channel activity; potassium channel activity; outward rectifier potassium channel activity. The record is from RefSeq and is marked provisional. Gene Ontology annotation, biological process: stabilization of membrane potential; potassium ion transmembrane transport. Gene Ontology annotation, cellular component: plasma membrane; recycling endosome; membrane.
GGAAGCCAAUGAGGCGUUGCAAAACCUGGUGUGGAUACCAACCCCACGGUGCAGCCCAGAAGAGCUCACGGGAUUACAAGGCUCUGAGCUCCUCAGUGAAUUCAGGCCUGGCAGUUCCGCGUGAGCAGCGCAAAGCAUGGUGGGAAGGCGCACACUCUCCUUGUUGCUGCUCCUGCUGAGCUACGCGCUCUUUGUGCUUCUGGGCGCCUUUGUCUUUUCCACGCUGGAGCAGCCCCAGGAGGAGCGCUUGAGGAGAGAAGUGGAGACCAUGUGGAGCGAGUUUCUGGCCGAGCACUCUUGUCUCUCCGAGGUGCUAUUGGAUGACUUCAUACGCAAGGCGCUGCUUGUCAAGAGUUUUGGGGUGUCGGUGUUGCGCAAUAUCUCCAGCCAUGAACUCAAAUGGGACUUUGUUUCUUCUCUGUUCUUCACUGGCACCACCCUGACCACCAUAGGUUACGGGCACCCAUUUCCAAUUUCAUUCGGUGGCAAGAUUUUUUGUCUGGCGUAUGCAAUAUUUGGAAUUCCCUUUACUCUAUCAGUCCUCUCUGUCGUCGUUCGGAACUUGCUGAUCCUUCUUUGGGAGAAGCCAAUAUACCAGCUUCAGCAUCAGUGCAGUAUGUCCAGGAAAAAACUUGAAUGGAUGCUUGCUUCAGUUUUUAUUUCCUUUACAUCUCUGAUCGUCCUUUUUGUCCCAGCUAUAGUGUUUAAUGCUGUCGAAGAGAACUGGGGUUAUGUUGAUGCUGUGUACUUCUGUUUUAUUUCUUUAAGCACCAUAGGUUUGGGAGACUAUGUUCCCGGAGAAAGAAGCGGACAAAGGUUGCCAGUUCUGUACAAGUUGUUAGUCAUAUGUUACUUGCUAAUAGGUCUGGUUGCUGUAUUGCUUGUGGUAGAGGUGAUAAAGAACAUUAUAAACUAUAAUUACAUAUGCAGCCUUUUCUUGUUUGGAGGAGAAGAGAGCAGGAGAAACUGGGAAACUGGUUGCACUAUAACUUGUAAGCAAGACGGACCUUUAAUUCAAAAACACGAGGAAAAAACCAGACGACGUGUUCCACACUCACUUUCUCCAAAAAAUGAGACAUCAUAUGGCUCCAUCAAUCAAGCUUUCAGUUGAUCACAAAAAUAAAUGAAUACAAAUCUAACUGAUCUAAAUUUGUUUUGUUUUUCCGAGAUUGGAUAAUACCAAAUUGAUUAAGGAUUUUUGUUUUUCCUAUGUUUCUGGGAAAAUAAACUGUGUAUGACGUUUUGUUUAAUAGCAAAGGAUGAGCAUGAAUAAAUGUAUUUAGUGCUGCUAAUGGCUGCCCUCUCCUACUACAGACAUUUAUCUGCCUGAUUGUAUAUUUAAGUCUAUGAUAUGGGAUAUGGCUGGGCUACAGAAGGGUUAUUUAUACAAAUGCCCUAGUAUCAGUGGGUUAUAUUUGUUUGGAAAAACAGAGGGUUAUUUUAACGUAAUAGCCUAACAACUUUAAAUGUGUUCUUUCUGCAACUGAAAUCAAUUAUUAAAUUGCUAGACACAUUGGCAUAUAAUUAACUGACAUUAUUAUAGGUGCCUUUCACAUAACAUCACUUAUUUGCUAUUGCAGGUAAUAAAACUAUUUGUGAUAAGC